This is a messenger RNA of Pezoporus occidentalis (night parrot), 1283 nucleotides long. RefSeq lists its product as uncharacterized. The coding region runs from base 135 to 1103 and encodes 322 amino acids. Lineage: Eukaryota; Metazoa; Chordata; Aves; Psittaciformes; Psittacidae. The transcript is spliced from 2 exons. The record is from RefSeq and is a predicted model, not a curated record.
GGUUGUUUCUGGGCUCUUAAGAGAAGGGUGUGAAGGAACAAGCUGAGAAGAGACUCCACUCACCUGGGUAAUCCCAGCCUGGUUUUGAGUCACAAAGAGCCUCUGACCCUCAGGCCUAAGUGCUUUGUGUGACCAUGCACUACUAUGGGGAGCGGUACAAACAUCUGUACCUGCCAGGAUCGGGCUAUUUCACUGAAAGCAUCCAGCAGUGCACACCCCAGAAAGAUGUAUGCAGCACCACGUGCCACCCAGUCAGCGUGAUCAAGAGCCCGAUGCCAAGAUGGCAAAGCUACACUCAGCCUUUCACUUACGUGUGCCCACAGCCAAGUGUGACCCAGACACCUCUGUUGUCUUGUCCACCCUAUGUACAGCAGUGUGUCCUGCUGUACCCCGAGCCUUGUGAGACCACUCGCCUUCUGCCCUGCAGGAAGCCCAGCGUGCGGCUGAGCACAACACCGUGUUUCCAGCCCUGUGAGACCAUCCACCCUGAGAAAAAGCGCGUGGCCAAGAGCCUUCCACCAUGUGCACCCAGGUGCCCGGAGCCGCGCAAACUCAGGUUCCCACCAUGUGGGAUCAAGUACGCAUCCUCGUGUAAGAAUGAAUGCCGGUCGCAGAAGAUAUCCAAGUGCUCAUCGCAGCGAUACGGCACGGAGCUCCGGUCCCUGCAGGGAAUGACCAGUGGGUAUUCCCCACCGCUGCGUGGAGUCACCGAGUGCCCCCCGCAGCAGUGUGUAACAGAGUCUUUCAUGCAAGAGUGCGUGAAAGGGUUCCCCCAACAGAAGUGCAUGAAGGGUUACCCAACACAGGAGUGCGUCACCACCUACUCCUCCCAGCAGCAAGUAACCAAGUCCGUGCCGCAGCCAAACGUGCCCAAAUGCUCCCCUGGAGAGGGAAUAAAGGAGUACUCCUCACAGCAACAAACAGGCAAAUGCUUGCUGCUGCAGGAGGGAACCAAGCACAAGAGCUCAUCCGCACAUCACCUAAGCAAGUCCAAGUGCCUCUACCCACGGACCACCCACCACUCAACGCACCGUCACUCAGGGGGUGUGAAACGUUCAGGCCACUCCAAGAAGAGUCGUUGUGGUCCAAAAUGUCUGUGGUAAAGGAGAUAAAGAAAUAGGUUUGAAAAACAGAGAGCUAUAUAGCUGAGGUCUAAAGUAUUUUAUUUUACUUCCCCUGCUCCUAUUCUUAAGCCCCAGAGAAGCUUUAGCCUUAUUGUACCCCCCAUUGUAACUAUGUUAAAAUCAUAGAGCACACUGCCUUCUGAUUUGGCCACACUUCGG